This is a messenger RNA of Callithrix jacchus (white-tufted-ear marmoset), 1494 nucleotides long. It is a transcript of the gene FGL1, whose product is annotated as fibrinogen like 1. Lineage: Eukaryota; Metazoa; Chordata; Mammalia; Primates; Cebidae. Gene Ontology annotation, cellular component: fibrinogen complex. Gene Ontology annotation, biological process: positive regulation of heterotypic cell-cell adhesion; platelet aggregation; blood coagulation. The record is from RefSeq and is a predicted model, not a curated record. Gene Ontology annotation, molecular function: extracellular matrix structural constituent; protein-macromolecule adaptor activity.
AACUGAGUCACUUCCUUGUUGUGUAACAUUAGGUAACUGAUUAAAAUGCUUCUGUGUCUUUCCACAGCAUUACACAAGCAGCACAUUGGAACCUCAAAAAGAACCAGAGCCCUUCCUCUGUUUUAGUGAUAGAACAGGCUCAAUUCUGGUUAACACUGAAUGUCAUUCUGUGCAGUGAGAGGCUCGGGAAGUCUGGGAGAAUUUCCUCGGUGACUCUAAGACUAGGGUUGGCCUGCAGCUACAUCCAACUUCCUGGACCUGCUUAAGUCUGAACUCUGGUCUCAUGAAAAAUUCAAGGUUGAGACAUUUUUGAAAUUCUUUUUGUUCUUGCAGUUUUUUCAAGGGGGAACAUGGCAAAUAUGUUCGGUUUCAUCCUUGUCGCCACUGCUCUGAUAAUGGGCAAGGAAGUCUGGGCGCUCGAGGACUGUGCCCAGGAGCAGGCGCGGCUCAGAGCCCAGGUGCGCCUGCUUGAGACCCGGGUCAAACAGCAACAGGUCAAGAUCACGCAUCUUUUGCAGGAGAAGGAAGUCCAGCUCCUUGAUAAAGGAGAGGAGAGUAGUGUCAUUCACAUUGGAGGCAAGAGGCAGUAUGCAGAUUGUUCAGAGGUUUUCAAUGAUGGGUAUAAGCUCAGUGGAUUCUACAAAAUCAAACCUCUCCAGAGCCCAGCAGAAUUUUCUGUUUAUUGUGACAUGUCUGAUGGAGGAGGAUGGACUGUAAUUCAGAGACGAUCUGAUGGCAGUGAAAACUUCAACAGAGGAUGGAAUGACUAUGAAAAUGGCUUUGGAAAUUUUGUCCAAAAACGUGGUGAAUAUUGGCUGGGCAACAAAAAUCUUCAUUUAUUGACCACUCAAGAAGACUACACUUUAAAAAUCGACCUUGAAGAUUUUGAAAAAAAUAGCCGUUACGCACAAUAUAAGAACUUCAAAGUUGGAGAUGAAAAGAAUUUCUAUGAGUUGAAUAUUGGGGAAUAUUCUGGAACAGCUGGAGAUUCCCUUGCGGGGAAUUUUCAUCCUGAGGUGAAGUGGUGGGCUAGUCACCAAAGAAUGAAAUUCAGCACAUGGGACAGAGAUCAUGACAACUACGAAGGGAACUGCGCAGAAGAAGAUCAGGGUGGCUGGUGGUUUAACAGGUGUCACUCUGCAAAUCUGAAUGGGUUUUACUACAGCGGGCCCUACACGGCUAAAACAGACAAUGGGAUUGUCUGGUACACCUGGCAUGGGUGGUGGUAUUCUCUGAAAUCUGUGGUUAUGAAAAUUAGGCCAAAUGAUUUUAUUGCAAAUGUAGUUUAAUCAUUCCUGCUGGGCUAUUAUUUCUGCAGUUCAGCUUUUGUUUAAAGCGAUUUGAAACAGUAAUUCUGAGCAUAUCCAUGUGCAAUUAUGAUAACUGUUGUUGAGUACUGCUUUUCAUUCUUCUUACUCGCCUUUGUCACUUAAUGUACUUUCAGUACGACAGAUAUGCAAUAUUCAACAAAUAAAUGUAAAUUGUGUUACCAUU